AUGACGCACGUAGACGCUGCUGCACACCGCACGGACGGUGGCAGGCACGGCAGCGGCAGCGGUGAUGAAUCGAAGAUGAAGAAAGUAAAGCCGGAGGAGUACGAGCACCCGUUCUGGCACGUGUAUCGCCAACGCGGCGCGGACUACUGGGAUUACAAGAACACGCGGGUGGACUUCAACACCAACUUGGCCCCGUACGAGCUGCAGCAGAAAAUCGGGCGCGGCAAGUACUCAGAGGUCUUUCGCGGCCGAAACCGAAACAACGGCUGCUUGUGUGUUCUGAAGCUCCUCAAGCCCGUACGUCACCAAAAAAUCCUGCGUGAGAUCAGCAUCCUACGCAACCUCUGCGGUGGUCCGAACGUCGUCCGCCUCCUCGAUGUCCUGCGCGACACCGACUCGCAGACGGUCGUGCUCGUCACCGAGUACGUGCACCACCCAACAACGCUGCGCAACCUCCUCUACUCAAAUAAGCUCACCAACUUUGACAUGCGCUACUACCUGUACGAGAUACUACGCUCGCUGGACUUCGCCCACCGCCGCGGCAUCUUUCACCGCGACAUCAAGCCCUACAACGUCAUGAUCGAUCACGAGCGCAAGAUCCUGCGUGUGAUUGACUGGGGCCUGGGCGAGUACUACAUCCACGGACAGGCACUCAACUGCGGCGUGGCAACUCGGCACUACAAGGGGCCUGAGCUGCUGGUUGGCUACCGCCACUACGACUACUCGCUCGAUAUCUGGUGCCUCGGGUGUGUGCUGGCGGGCCUGCUCUUCCACUGCGACCCCUUCUUCGUCGGCGCCAGCAACGAGGAUCAGCUCCUUCAGAUUGUGGCUGUGUUUGGGAAAAAGGCGCUGUUUCGCUACCUCGACAAGUACCAGUGCCGCCUCUCCCGCGUGGUGGAGUCGAGCCUGCACAACCUCCCUGACGAGCACGUUGACUGGUGCCGGUACAUUAAGAAAGGAUCGAUCCAGGAGUCGUGGUGCGACGCAACUGCCCUGGACUUGCUUGAUAAGAUGCUCCAGUUCGACCAUCAGGACCGCAUCAUGGCCCAUGAGGCGAUGCAACACCCCUUCUUUGCUCCCGUGCGUGAUGCGCUGGCGAAGGAUCCGCAGGAGCGCUACCCUGUAGCAAGGCGCUGA
Molecule: messenger RNA, 1137 nt
Organism: Leishmania braziliensis MHOM/BR/75/M2904
Lineage: Eukaryota; Euglenozoa; Kinetoplastea; Trypanosomatida; Trypanosomatidae
Product: putative casein kinase II, alpha chain
Exons: 1
Coding region: 1-1137 (378 amino acids)
Biological process (GO): protein phosphorylation
Cellular component (GO): nucleus; protein kinase CK2 complex; cytosol
Molecular function (GO): ATP binding; protein serine/threonine kinase activity
Source: RefSeq, a predicted model, not a curated record